UCACGGUCCCUUUAAACUUUACGGAGUAUGGCUGCGCUGGGCAGCGAUCAUCGGCUCAGCCACAAGCUGGUUUAUUGACAGAGGCGGACUCAUUCCGGCUAUGAGCGUCUUCACAGGUCUGUGUCGUUGAUGUGUGUGCCACGAUCGUCAUGGAAACCGCGGAGGCUACCACCGGCCUACGUUGCCGCAGAUGCAGAACUUGCGUGAUGGACUCUUCCAGCCUGCUCCAGAUGAGCACGGAGAGUGAUGCUGCAGCCAAAUGCAACAUUUGGCAUGUGAAUUUUGACCCCCUGCCUGACUGGAUCCACAGAGCCGUCCAUCAGGCCCAGUGGACAAGGGGGAAGCUGCUGUGUCCCCACUGUGGGGCUCGCCUGGGGGGCUUCGAUUUCCUGCGGCAAGCUUCUUGCCCCUGUGGCCGCCAGCUGACCGUACACCUCAGUGAAAGCCGGGUGGACCGCGACCACAGGCUGACCGCAAACCUCAGUGACAGCUGGGUGUACCGCAAUCGCAGGCAUCCCAGAGAGCUCCGACCGAGCAAGGAAGUGUGCCACCUGGAAGGUAUGCCUUUGAACAAGAGCCCCAUGGGGCUGACCGAGAACACCCAGAGCACAGCACCCCAGCUAGUGGGGGGGGCGGAACCCUCUGGCCUGGCUGAACUCUUGCCGACAUACAGAAUUACUGGCGAGGAAACCAGCCCACAUGCACCGGCCACCACCCCUAUAAGGCAACAGGCCCCCCCACGGAGCAGCAUGGAGGAAGGUGGCAGAGAGGGAGAUGUACCAGGAGAGCAGAGGCGUGGCAGGAGGGAGCGGAACUACAUGAGGAGCUUGCGAAGGAAAAGGAGAGGCGGGGAAAGGGGACUGCAGAGUCAGUGGCUGGAACAGCAAGAGGGCUCCACUGGAAGUGUGAGCAGUAGUGAUGGGGAUGCAGCAGGCAGGGACAGGGAAGGCCUGACCUGCGCCGUGUGCCUGGACAUCUACUUCAACCCCUACAUGUGUCACCCCUGCGGUCACGUGUUCUGUGAGCCAUGUCUGCGCACGCUGGCCCGGAACUGCCCCAGCAGUACCCCCUGCCCCCUGUGCCGCACCCCCAUCUCGCACGUCUGCUUCCAGAUUGAGCUCAACCACACAUCUCAGAGCUGUUUCCCUGAGGAGUACAUCAGCCGCAGGCAGAACUUCAAGAAGGCUAACUGCGCCCAGUGGCCCCUCCCCAACUGUGGGAAGAUCUUUCGCAUCUUAGGUGGGUUCCGGAGGCAUGGUGGUCCUGUGACCCGGCGGCAGUUCCCACACGGCGCCUCGCGGUUGGACAGCCUGGCCUUCGAGGGCGACUCGCGGGGCUGGCGUCUUGACAUGGAUGUGCUCGUCGUCUACAUCUACUCUGUCAACUGGCUCAUUGGCUUCGUCAUCUUCUGCUUCGUCUGCUACUACUUUUUCUCCUCCCUCUGACAGCUGGCCCUACCUGAAAUGUAAGCGAGAAGCCUGCCUGCUGGGCGUCCGAAGCAGUGCCUGUAGCGAGCUGAACGGCAACAGACGGUAGAGGGAUACAAAGGAGCACCUUAACGGCGACGCACUAGCACACUAGCAUAACUGCUUUCCACUGCAUUGACCUCUGACUGUGGCUGUUGCCCUGGAUCCAGGUAUAAGACAGUGUGCUGGAUGGGGUCUGUCGAUCUGCAUGCCAUCGUAGAUGGAAAGCAGUGAUCUCCACCAUCAGGUACCGUGGGUAUGACUGCAUAAGCGCAAAGGUCUACCUCAUGGAUCAGAAUCCGGAUCUGCUGCAGUGGAGCCUCACCUGUCUGCUAACUGUGGCCAUUUUGAAACACCCACACUGAUCCCACCCCCUUUGGGCCCCCUGUCUCAGGCCUGCCCCCCCUAGUGGCCGGUUCCAUUUCCGAAAAUACCUGUGGACUUCAAUGCAGUGUACUGUUCUGUGAGAUUCAGUCCCAUAAUAAAAAGGGUGUCUUGUGGUUACCUUAAAGGUAAAA
Molecule: messenger RNA, 1984 nt
Organism: Brienomyrus brachyistius
Lineage: Eukaryota; Metazoa; Chordata; Actinopteri; Osteoglossiformes; Mormyridae
Product: E3 ubiquitin-protein ligase RNF180-like
Exons: 7
Coding region: 150-1445 (431 amino acids)
Biological process (GO): serotonin metabolic process; norepinephrine metabolic process; positive regulation of proteasomal ubiquitin-dependent protein catabolic process
Cellular component (GO): endoplasmic reticulum membrane
Molecular function (GO): ubiquitin protein ligase activity; ubiquitin conjugating enzyme binding
Source: RefSeq, a predicted model, not a curated record